Molecule: messenger RNA, 1755 nt
Organism: Nematostella vectensis (starlet sea anemone)
Lineage: Eukaryota; Metazoa; Cnidaria; Anthozoa; Actiniaria; Edwardsiidae
Product: antho-RFamide neuropeptides type 2
Exons: 3
Coding region: 152-1390 (412 amino acids)
Biological process (GO): neuropeptide signaling pathway
Source: RefSeq, a predicted model, not a curated record
UUAGCCAAGGCCGGAAGAAAUUUGCAUAAGUUUGAAUAGGAUAGCAUGGGAGGUUUUAAGGAUAAAUUCCCGAGCAAGACGAAAUUCGGAACAGUCAGAAGAGAGCUUCGACACAGUCGGCGACGUUUAACCAUACAUACUAGUUGCCGUCAUGGCGCCGCGUCCGGGCACACUCUUGCUGCUUGGAAUCCUAAUUCAAGUCCUUAUAUGCACUGCCAAGUCCACCUACAAGAAAGAAAUAGCCGACUUACUGGAUGAUAACAAAGAUACCCCUCAAUUCUGGAAGGGACGCUUUUCCGAUCCUCAAUUCUGGAAGGGACGCUUUUCCGAUCCUCAGUUCUGGAAGGGACGCUUUUCCGAUCCUCAGUUCUGGAAGGGACGCUUUUCCGAUCCUCAAUUCUGGAAGGGACGCUUUUCCGAUCCUCAAUUCUGGAAGGGACGCUUUUCCGAUCCGCAGUUCUGGAAGGGACGCUUUUCCGAUCCGCAGUUCUGGAAGGGACGCUUUGCUGACGAACUUUUAAAUGGAGGUCAUCACAAGCAUCAUCACGAGGAGGGAGAAUGGAAACGCACAGCAGGCCCUGGACGAUUCGGCCGCGAAGACCAGGGACGAUUUGGCCGCGAAGACCAGGGACGAUUCGGCCGCGAAGACCAGGGACGAUUUGGCCGCGAAGACCAAGGUCGAUUCGGCCGCGAAGACCAAGGUCGAUUUGGCCGCGAAGACCAGGGACGAUUUGGCCGCGAAGACCAAGGUCGAUUUGGUCGCGAAGAUCAGGGACGAUUUGGUCGCGAAGAUCAGGGACGAUUCGGCCGCGAAGACCAGGGACGAUUCGGCCGCGAAGACCAGGGACGAUUCGGCCGCGAAGACCAGGGACGAUUUGGUCGCGAAGACCAGGGACGAUUUGGCCGCGAAGACCAGGGACGAUUUGGCCGCGAAGACCAGGGACGAUUUGGCCGCGAAGACCAGGGACGAUUUGGCCGCGAAGACCAGGGACGAUUUGGCCGCGAAGACCAAGGUCGAUUCGGCCGCGAAGACCAAGGUCGAUUUGGCCGCGAAGACCAGGGACGAUUUGGCCGCGAAGACCAGGGACGAUUUGGCCGCGAAGACCAGGGACGAUUCGGCCGCGAAGACCAGGGACGAUUCGGCCGCGAAGACCAGGGACGAUUUGGCCGUAACAAGAUUGCUCGUGUGAUUGACUUAGAUCAAGGUAGAUUCGGUCGCACAAUGGAUACCGCAACCAAGAAAGACACCGUAGCCAGUAUGCCAGAGCAAGAUGCUAAUCCGCAGACACGAUUUGACGGCAAAAAGCGACAAGCUGCUAAGGAAAGGAGCAUAGAAAAGAAAAGUACCAUCAGUAGUGAUGCUAAAGCAAGCGACGCCAAACAGUCUUAACUACUGAUAUAGGCAAGAAAAGUAAUAAUAGCAACUCUCAUGGAUGCAGAAGAAGGCUUCCACAAUUUUGUAAAAAAAUAAAGCGAUUGAAAUAAUGUACCUACAAAGAUUGUACAAAUUGAUACGAGAAUCAAUGCAUGUAAAAAACCACCCUCUGUUGCUUUUUCAGACGUCUCGAAUACGUGAGGAUAAGACAAAUUUGAUAAAGUCUCGCAUGACCCGAGCAUUCAAGAGUAAUAAAAGAUUAGUAAAAUGUAGAUACACUAGGUUUAGAGUCCCGGGUUGCUAUCGGGGAUAAUUGUAACGGUAAUAUGCAGAAAUAAAUAGUGUAAAACAGCUCCAAUAAAAGAAAGCUAUACACGUCA